AUGGACGCGGACGCGCAAGGUGCGCGCGCGCGCCGAUUCAAAAAUAGGGAUAACCCUAGCUCGCAAAGCACACUGCGCAGUCGCGCAACCCUUUCCCCAACCUCCACCCUCUUCUUCUUCUUCUCUCCCCCAACUGCCGUCGCAGCAGCAGCGCCGGUCGCCGCCGCAAGACCUACCUCCGUCACCGUCCUUGGCCAUCAAUUCCCUUUCCCUCUCACCACCACCCGUUCUCUCUCUCUCCCUCUCACUCCUCUCACCCAUCUCACCCUUCCCUCCGCCGCCACCCCGUCAUCACUGCCGGCGGCUUCCCCCCUCUCUGUUCUUCCUGCACAUCCUCCUAUCCUUCUCCUCUCUCACCAUCACCCUCCCUCCUCCCCUCAGUUUCUCAUCCCUCCGGCCAAACCACCGCGCCAGCCGUCCUCACCGCCACCGUUCACGGCGGUGCCAGUUCCUGUCUCUGCUGCCCCUGCCUUAUCGUCGUCCCCCUUUCCAUUCUCAGUUUUUUCCGGCUCCCAGUGCAACAUCAUGAUUGCUCUACCAUCUCCUUCGACUGCAGCCCCACCUCCUUCAGCACCCGAGCCCACUUACCUACUGGUUCAGCGUCUGUUUCGGUUCUUGGAGCGCGAGAGGCUUCAUGUCAGACGCCGACUGGAUCGGAUGGAUCAGGCACUCAUCUCCCUUGGCGCUGAGUUACCUCCGCUCCCAGACUCUCCGACCUCCAAUGAGCAGGAUCAUCAGGAGGAGGACGCGGAGGCACCGGCUCAGCAGGAUGCCCCUGACACUACAGAGCCGCCACAGACUCAGGAGGAGCCGGUCCCACAGCCUCAGCCACAGUCAGAGCCAGAGCCUAUCGUUGUACCUCCCACUGAUCCUCCGGUUUAG
Messenger RNA from Arachis ipaensis, 882 nucleotides. NCBI's taxonomy places the organism in Eukaryota, Viridiplantae, Streptophyta, Magnoliopsida, Fabales, Fabaceae. The record is from RefSeq and is a predicted model, not a curated record.